AUGUCAGAUAUUGAACUGAUAAAGCUCCGAUUAGAACAACUUGAGCUUGAAAAUGAAUUGUUGAAAUCAAAACUCGAAGCCCAAGGUGAAACUCGAGUAGAAAAUGAAAAAAAAUGGGCAUCACCUUUAGCUGAUUCGCUUUCGCUCGAUGAGUACAGGAGAUAUGGUAGACAAAUGAUUGUGCCAGAAUUUGGAUCACUUGGGUCGCAAAUUAAACUCAAAUCGUCGUCGGUUUUAGUCAUAGGUGCUGGUGGACUAGGAUGCCCCGCUUUGUUGUAUAUAGCAGCAUCUGGGGUCGGCAAUAUCGGUAUCGUGGACAAUGAUGAGGUAGAUGUAUCCAACUUGCAUAGACAAGUGCUACACACAACAGAAUCUGUGGGUAUUCCAAAGGUAGAAUCAGCAAAACGGUAUAUCAAUAAGCUCAAUCCACACGUAAAAGUGGAAACAUAUGUGACAAUGAUAACUAAUGAUAAUGCGUUUGAAAUUAUUCCAAAGUAUGACUUGAUCUUGGACUGCACUGAUAAUCCUGCCACAAGAUACUUAAUUAAUGAUGUAUGCGUUUUGAGCGAUAGACCUAUAAUUAGUGGUUCUGGUCUUAAAACUGAAGGUCAGUUAUCCAUACUAAACUACGGAGAGAAGGGCCCAUGCUAUAGAUGCUUUUACCCGCAGCCUCCAUCGCCAAACUCAGUAACUUCUUGCAAAGAUGGUGGAGUUCUAGGACCAUGUAUAGGAUUAAUUGGAGUUACCAUGGCUGUGGAAACUAUCAAAAUACUCACCAACUUCUAUGAGGAUGGAAAAAACUUUAGUCCUUUCCUUUCAAUGUACUCGUCGUAUCCCCAACAACAAAUUAGAGUAUUCAAAAUGAGAUCAAAGCAGAAGACAUGUUCAGUGUGUGGAAAUUCGCCAAUUAUUACGAAAGAGAUGAUCGUCUCCAACCAAAUUGAUUAUGUUGAGUUCUGUGGGAAACUCGACUCAAAUGUUCUACGGGAGAAUGAAAGGAUAAGCGUUAAAGAAUACAGCAUUUUUCACAAUAAAGAAGGAGAUGAUUCCAUCCUCAUUGAUGUUAGGCCCAAGGAGCAAUUUUCGAUUGUUUCACUCCCAAAUUCUGUACAUAUACCAUGGGAUCCAAUAAUAAACAAAGCUGAUAAUAUUGAUGAAUACCUUCCUCCGAACAUAAAUAAGGAGGCAGACCAAAUCUUUGUCAUAUGCCGCUAUGGAAACGACUCGCAAUUGGCAACUCAGAAGUUAUUGAAACUAGGCUACAGGAAUGUCAAAGAUGUCAAGGGAGGCCUUAAUAAAUGGAGCGAAGUUAUAGAUUCUGAAUUUCCCGUUUAUUAG
This is a messenger RNA of Dujonia railenensis, 1338 nucleotides long. NCBI's taxonomy places the organism in Eukaryota, Fungi, Ascomycota, Pichiomycetes, Serinales, Debaryomycetaceae. The record is from the annotation of a GenBank genome assembly.